Molecule: messenger RNA, 441 nt
Organism: Ipomoea nil (Japanese morning glory)
Lineage: Eukaryota; Viridiplantae; Streptophyta; Magnoliopsida; Solanales; Convolvulaceae
Exons: 1
Coding region: 1-441 (146 amino acids)
Source: RefSeq, a predicted model, not a curated record
AUGGGCAGUCCUACCAGAGCUGUUGAUGGGAGUACACGAAUGGGUAGCGUAUUUGAUGAGUUCUUCAAGUGUGUUAGGUUCGCGUAUGGAAACAACGACAGAAUAACAGAGCUUGCAAAACUACUGAAAGAGCAUAAAGAGAGGUUAAUAGAAAGCAUGCCCCAAGUGGAAACUAGAUCAAGGAAGAAUGGUAUCAUUCGUAGCUUCAACAUCAUCCUCGAACAUCGUGAUUCACCCUCCGCCACCGCAAAGAACAAAGGAUCAGGAAAGCGAUUGAAAUCAUUAAAGGAGAUUGCAUCAGAACAAGCUGCAAAGGAUGCAAGGAAGUGUUGGACUUGCAACAAAUAUAGAUACCAUGAUAGCCGCAACUGCGAGCUCCGCCCGAAGACCAAGAAACAGAGUGCAACCAGACGUGGCAAACCGAAUGAGCCCAUGCGCUGA